Messenger RNA from Physella acuta, 1337 nucleotides. Its product is annotated as lipoyltransferase 1, mitochondrial. Gene Ontology annotation, cellular component: cytoplasm; mitochondrion. The record is from RefSeq and is a predicted model, not a curated record. Gene Ontology annotation, biological process: protein lipoylation. Lineage: Eukaryota; Metazoa; Mollusca; Gastropoda; Physidae. Gene Ontology annotation, molecular function: lipoyltransferase activity.
CAGGAUGCAAACAAAUUUUACCAUCUUACAACGGCUGCAUAGCAUCUUGUCUCAUACAAAUAUAUCACGUCGUCUAUGUACAUCUCAUGGAAGUCAGCUUAAGCGCCUGGUAUUGAUAUCAAAAUCAAAAAGUAUAUUUCAUAAUUUGGCACUGGAAGAAUGGAUGUAUGAAAAUAAAGACUUUGCUGAUGUAGAAUAUCUGCUGCUUUGGAAGAAUAGGCCAACUGUAGUAUUUGGACGACACCAGAAUCCUUGGCUUGAAGCUAAUGUAUCAUUAGCAACAAAAUAUGGAGUGGAUAUUUCUAGAAGAUCCAGUGGAGGGGGCACAGUCUAUCACGAUGAGGGCAACCUUAACCUUUCCUUUUUGACAUCCAGAGCUCGUUACAACAGAAAAGCUAACCUCAACCUUGUUGUGGAUGCCCUGACAGCUAGAUGGGACUUAGAUCUGACAGUCAACGACAGGGAUGAUAUUAUGUUAGAAAAAUUUUACAAGGUUUCUGGCACAGCAGCAAAACUAGGUCGUGUCCAAAGUUACCAUCAUUUUACAUUGUUGGUGGAUGUGGACCAACAGAAACUGCUGCAGUGUUUAACAUCAGUAAUGCAAGGAGCAGAUAGUAAAGCUACAAGAAGUAGCCCAGCAUCUGUGAGAAAUUUGAUAGAAAGAGCUCCUGAUAUGACAUUUGAAAGUUUAGUAGAAGUCAUUGGCCAGAAUUUUCUUCAUAAAAAUAAUGAGCAGGUUAAUUCAGAAAAUUAUCGUUGGAUUGAUCCAGUAAAUGAAGAAGAUUAUCCAGGAAUAUCAGAGAUUGUGGCCAGACUUGAAUCAUGGCAGUGGGUGUAUGGGAAGACGCCCGCUUUUUCUAUAUUUAGAGCCUUUGUAGGUCACUUUAACUCAAAGCCUUGUACAUUAAAAAUCAGCAUUACUGUAGAAAAAGGAAAUUUAACAUCACUUAUCAUGGAGGUGGAUAGAAUGUGUGAUGAUUUACAAGAUUUAAUGGAAACUAUGCAAAAGUAUUAUUUGUCUAAUUUAAAUAGUCCAAGUCUAACUAGAGAAAAUAUAGAAAACUUACAAACUGGUUUUGAGUUAUAUGUUUUAGCAGAGUCAGGUAGUAAUGAAACUGUUUUUGUUCAAUGGGUGUCUAACUCUAUAAAAUCUUGUUUUAGUUUCUUGUAAAAUUUGUAGCACAGUAUUGUCAGGUUUUAAUUUAUACAUUUUAUAAAUCGACUACUAUUGUUAAAAAUGUGCAUUUGAAGAUCUAAGUGAGUUUUUAAGAGUAUUUAUUACCUUUACAAAUUUCUGUAAAUUAAACUACUGGUUUGUAGGAUUAUAUUAAUAAAUU